CGUGGCCUGUGGGUGGGGGCGUGGCCAGCGGGACGGCUGGCGGCGGGGGGGUAGGGAGCGCUGCCCGUGCUGCCGUGUGCGGUCCCAUCCCGCCCCCGGGAGCUCCCAGCGUCCCGCAGCGGGGAAAUUUCCACCUCCCGGCCCCGUGCGGCCCUGACUUGUGCCCCUCGGCACUUCUCCACCUGCUGUUCCAACCCCUUCCCCCCCCUCCAAAAGUGCGCUAUGGGACCCCCGUGCCUAGCAGCCGCACAACCGGCGGAGCAGCAGCACCGCGGGGGGCGGUGCGGGGAGCAGCCCUGGCGCCGGGGGACGGCGCAGCACGGAGCCCCCCCCGACGGCACCCGGGGUCCCCUGGGGGCCGCCGCACCGGCCCCGGCCUCGCCUCCCCGCCGCAGCCCUGGCACGCGGCCGCGCAAAUAUUUUGGCCUCGGCCACCGCACGCUGCCGGAGCUUUGCCAGCGGGCGGCACGGGGGGAGCACAGGGAUCUGGAAGGUUCCCGCGGCCCUAUAAAGGCGGGCGGGCUGCGCGGGGUGCUGAGCGAGACCAUGCCGGGUGCUUGGCUGCUACUGCUGCUGGCGGGGGGCCUGGCCCUGAGCGUCCGCGGGGACCCCAGAGCCCUGCUGCGGCGCAACAACGAUGCCAGCGGGCGCUGUACCUACAGCUUCACGGUGGCCAGCCCCGGCGAGGCCAGCUGCCCCGAGGCUGGCAGCGUAGCCCAGCUGCGUACGGAGCUGGCCGCCCUCACCGCCCGCCUGAGCCGCCUGGAGGGAGCUGGGGGCACGGGGGGCAUGGGGGGCUCGGGGCCGAGAGGGGCCGACGUGAGCAGCGUGUGGUCGCGAGGCCCCCAGCAAGCGGCCCCGGCGGGGUGUGAGGAGCUGCAGCGGGCCAAGGAGCGGCUGGAGGAGGAGAAGGGGAGGUUGGAGAGGGAGAAAGAGGAGCUGAGCCGGCGGCUGGAGAGCAGCACCCAAGAGAUCGCCCGCCUCAGGGCCACACGCUGCCCUCCCGGCAUGGGGGGGGUGCCUGGCCGUGAUGCCCUACGCUCUGCAAGCAAAGCCCCCAGGUGGCAGCCGGAGCCCCUCGGCUACCAGGAGCUGAAAUCGGAGAGGACGGAGCUCCCUGCAUCCCGGCUGCUGGAGGAGACGGCGCUCGGCCGCCCGCGAGCCGAGGACUCGGGCUGCGGCGAGCUGGCGUGGGUGGGGGAGCCGGUGGUGCUGGGCCGGGCCGACACCAUCGCCGGCAAGUACGGGGUGUGGAUGAAGGACCCCGAGCCCGUGGCGCCCUUCACGCGGGAGACCACGUGGCGCGUGGAUACGGUGGGCACGGAGGUGCGCCAGCUCUUCCAGUACGAGGCGGCCGAGCAGCUGGCCCGCGGCUACCCCGCCAAGGUGCACGUCCUGCCCCGGCCCCUGGAGAGCACCGGGGCUGUCGUCUACCGCGGCGGGCUCUUCUUCCAGCCGCGCCGCUCCCGCGCGCUGGCCCGCUACGACCUGCGGGCUGAGGCCAUCUCCGCCGAGCGGGAGCUGCCCGGCGCCGGCUACCACGGGCAGUACCCCUACUCGUGGGGCGGCUACACGGACAUCGACCUGGCGGUGGAUGAAACGGGGCUGUGGGUGGUGUACAGCACCGAGAAGGCCAAGGGGGCCAUCGUCCUUUCCAAGCUGGACCCCGAGACUCUGGAGAUCCGGCGCACCUGGCAGACCAACAUCCGCAAGCAGUCGGUGGCCAACUCCUUCAUCAUCUGCGGGACGCUCUACACCGUCAGCAGCUACUCUGCUCCCAACGCCACCGUCAACUUCGCCUACGACACGGCCACCGGCACCAGCCGCAGCCUCAGCAUCCCCUUCGAGAACCGCUUCCAGUACCUCAGCAUGGUGGACUACAACCCGGCGGAGCGGCGGCUCUUUGCCUGGGACAGCUACAACAUGGUGGCCUACCCCGUGCGCCUCGCUCAUGCCUGAGCACCGCCCAGCCCCCCGGCCUCCUGCUGUUGCCUCCUGCAAAGAAAUCCCAUUGUGCUCCAUGAAACAAAGCGCUUCUUCGGGGCUGAGCUGAGCCGGUAGAUGCGUCCCUCUCUGGCCCUCGUGGGUCUGAGUGGGUGCCGGUGGUUCCCAGCCCUGCUCCAGCAUCCUCCCAGCCCAGAGAUGGGAGCGGGCAGGGCUCAGGUGGGCAGGCCGCUGGCUGCCUUCCCGCUGGGACACGGAGUGGGACUGGAGAGGGGGCACCUUCAGCCACGCUGGCCCUCCAGCGCCCAGGAGCCCCAAGCUGCCCCUAUCGCAUCUGGCCUUGUCUCACCUCACCUUGCCAGCAGCUCUCCCGUGCUGCUUCCAGAACCCGCGGUUAUCACUAUUUAUUGUAGAAAGGCUGUAGGAGGCUUGCUACCCCCUCAGCUCGGGGGGAUGCCCCAAUAAAUUCUGCGGUAUUAAAUCAGAACAAACGUCUGAGUUUCAACUGCUAAACCCUAGAGAUUUGCUUAAUUUAAAAUAGCAUUACGAGGUGAGACGGGUGGGGGGGCAGGUUUGGGGCCAGCAUAGAGACACAGGGUGUGCCUGUGUCCUGUCCUUGCUGAGCAGUGCCAAUCACCUGCGGCCACCCACAGGGUGAGGAAAAAGGGCACGACCCUGUUCUAGAAUGGCAGUGGACAAGGGGAUGCCGCAGGCACCAAGGCAACACAAGUCCUAGAGCCAGGCAGCACACACGUCCCACAAUGCCAGCCUGCAGUGGGGCCGGGACAUAGCAGAGCAGCGCAGGCAAAGGCGUCCGCCCUGCAGUGAUGUGCCCGUGUCAUCGCCAUGGUGAAGCCUGGCAGUACCACAGAGCCCCGUGACCCGCGGCGAGCCUCUGUUGCACUGAGAUGCCUCAGCUCCCUCUGCACGAUGGCCAGGCCCGAGGUGGCCGUGUCCUGCUGCUCCUGCCACCUCUGUGCCGCCUCGCGGCUGGCUGCCGUCUCGCUGCAGGACUACAGCGAGGUGGACCGGCAGCACAUCCCCCCGCUCUCUGUUAGCUACGCCAUCUUCUCCAGGGAUCAGGAGCCGGAGCUGCGGGAGGAGCUGAGGACCUCCAGUGCCACAUCCAUGGAGCCCGAGGCCUGCAACACCUGCGUACUGCGGAGCACCCAGCUCCAUGUGCAGGCCCGCACUGAGGAGCAGCCCAUCAUCGCCCUGCGGGAGGCCGAGCCUAGGGCUGAGGCCUUCCCAUGGCUCCCAGCAGCGCAGUCCAGCAACCCCGCCAUUGACCGCAGCCCCAUCCCCGCCAUGCACACCUGCUGGGCUCUGUACGAGGGCCGAGAGCUGCGCCUGCAGGGCGAGGGGACGCAGUGUAGGCACAGCUGCCAGCAAUAAACUUUAGUCCAUCGCAGCA
This is a messenger RNA of Numida meleagris (helmeted guineafowl), 3358 nucleotides long. It is a transcript of the gene MYOC, whose product is annotated as myocilin. Gene Ontology annotation, biological process: signal transduction; osteoblast differentiation. Gene Ontology annotation, cellular component: Golgi apparatus. The record is from RefSeq and is a predicted model, not a curated record. NCBI's taxonomy places the organism in Eukaryota, Metazoa, Chordata, Aves, Galliformes, Numididae.